This is a messenger RNA of Henningerozyma blattae CBS 6284, 1056 nucleotides long. RefSeq lists its product as uncharacterized. The coding region runs from base 1 to 1056 and encodes 351 amino acids. The record is from RefSeq and is a predicted model, not a curated record. The transcript has a single exon. Lineage: Eukaryota; Fungi; Ascomycota; Saccharomycetes; Saccharomycetales; Saccharomycetaceae.
AUGUUUAUCAAAGAAACUAAUUUCUUUUUAUUUUCUACAAAAAUUUUAUAUAUGCUAUUAUCAUUCAAUGCCAUAGUAGAAUAUUUUACAAAAUCAAUUACAGGUUUAGGAUGGGUUUCCUUUUUAGAUACAAGAGAAUUUGACCCAAUUGUCUUACCCAUUUUGAAUAUCUGGGAUAAGAAGCUAUUAGUUUUGGAUCAAUUUUUUACCAAAAUUUUAUUUGCUGAGUCACCAUUAGAAACUUUGAUUAUUAGCAUGAUAAUAUUUAUGACUCAUCAAUUACUUACUCAUAUUUCAAUUUUUAAUUUAUUGAUAAUCUGUGAUAUUCUAUUAUUUACUUUACCAAAAUAUUUUCUUAGGAAUGAAUUGGGAUUUGAUUCUUUUAUUUUUAAUAAUAGAACAAAAACUUCAAAUGUUAGAAUAUUCUUUGCUUCAACAAGGGGUAAGGAAAAGCUAAGUCCUAAACAAAAAACUGCAAGUGUUGAACAAGAGCGGCUACAACUUGCUGAGCCAUCACCAAUAUCUCUUUCACACCCAAUAGGAAUACCACAAUUAGUUUCAUUCCCUAUGUCUCAACUUAAUGAUGGUGAAUGCAAAUUAGGUACUGAAAAUACUCUACCAAGAACUUCUUCCAAAGAACAAACAUUACAUACAAGUAGACAAAACACAAAUGGAUUACCCAUUUUAAAAGAAAAUCCCACUAGCAUCGAAUCUAUAUAUAGAAAUAAGGUUCCAAAUGCAACAGCGCCUUCUUUGGAUAUUGGAGAGUUAAUGCAACAAACACAUAUACAAUAUGAACAAGAAUAUAUUAGUGAUGAAGAAAAAAAUUCGGAAACUGUAGGAAAUGAUUAUACAACCGUGUCAUAUAAUUAUCAUCCAAGAACAAAUAUGCUCAAUGAAGACAAUGUUCCAAAUCAUUUGGCAUCAGGCAAAUUAAAAAUAAAGACAGCACAAAAUCCAUUUGAUCCUCUAUAUGAUAGACAAUCAAAUAACCCAUCAUCUAUAAUCUUACCAAAUUCAAAAAAUAAAAAUGAACAGAGUUCAACUAUUGUGUAA